Spinacia oleracea (spinach) is the source of this 826-nucleotide messenger RNA. The record is from RefSeq and is a predicted model, not a curated record. NCBI's taxonomy places the organism in Eukaryota, Viridiplantae, Streptophyta, Magnoliopsida, Caryophyllales, Amaranthaceae.
UCUUAUUGGUUGCUCCACGCCACACCACGCCCAGACCAUUUUCUCUCCCCUCUCCUACAUAAUUACACCCCCCCAAACAUACGACAACACCCAAAUCUCUCUCUUCACCCUCAAAUUUUCAUCUCAAUUCCCCAAUUUGUCGUCCCAAACAGGUUUGCCGUAUUGGAAAGAUCCUUUUUUAGGAGGAUUAGAUCAUGGCAGUUAACGAGGUUGAAGCUAAAGGCCUCAAUCCAGGCCUCAUAGUUUUGUUGGUUAUUGGAGGACUUCUAUUAACCUUCCUAGUUGGGAAUUUCAUACUUUACACCUAUGCUCAGAAGAACUUACCACCAAAGAAGAAGAAGCCUAUUUCAAAGAAGAAGAUGAAGAGGGAGAGGCUCAAGCAAGGUGUUGCACCUCCUGGAGAAUAGAUAUCUAUUGGUCCUCAGUAAAUCUACCUUUGGUUCUGUCCGCAAUACUGAAUUGCUGCUUCGGUCAUGUAACUCUAGAUUGUGUUUUGAUCAUUUUGUAGUUAAUCACAGGUUAAAUUUGCGUAUGAGUCAGUAGUAAGUAUGAGGAUUAUGGCAAACUCAAAUUGCUUCAAUAAGCAGGGUCUUUUUGUACUUGGUUUCAAUUUCACCCAAAGCGGGCUUAUCACUCAUAUUUACACUUCCAUGUGGUAGGCUGAUGGGCACUUAUUUGCGGGUGUAAAGAUGUGGGGAGUGUUUCUUAUUGGGUUAUUUUGUUGGUAACUUUGUGCUUGGCUAUCUUAGUACUUGGUAUUCACCCGAAGCAACAUUUGUGUUAUAAUCCGUUUAUCUGAUGGAAAUAUUGUGUUUUAUGUCAUUCA